This is a messenger RNA of Pleuronectes platessa (European plaice), 1734 nucleotides long. Its product is annotated as zinc finger protein OZF-like. Bases 37 to 1521 code for a protein of 494 amino acids. The record is from RefSeq and is a predicted model, not a curated record. Gene Ontology annotation, biological process: regulation of transcription by RNA polymerase II. Lineage: Eukaryota; Metazoa; Chordata; Actinopteri; Pleuronectiformes; Pleuronectidae. Gene Ontology annotation, molecular function: DNA-binding transcription factor activity, RNA polymerase II-specific; RNA polymerase II cis-regulatory region sequence-specific DNA binding. The transcript is spliced from 2 exons. Gene Ontology annotation, cellular component: PcG protein complex; transcription regulator complex.
GAGUCUCUGUUUCCUGUCGCGGUCUGUCUUUGUCAUAUGGUCUUUGUUCCCUCAGAGACUCAGAGUGAGGAGAGGAGGAACAUGUCCGCCGUGCAGCUGCUGCGGGUGUCGGUACAUGAGCUGAUCAGCGCUGCCGCUGAAGACUUCCUGCUGCAGGUGGAGAAAGGAGGAGGAAAGGAUCAAGUCCCGGAGCUGAGAGCGAUGCUCACCGAGCGGCUCGCGGCGGCGGGGGAACAGAUCCUCGCGGGGCUUGAGGAAACCUUGUUAGAGUACGAGGACCGAGUGGAGCAGUCCGAGCGGGAGAUCUGCCGCCGAGGGAGGCUGCUCGAUGCCGCGAUGCAGCCCGUAGUCCGGCUGCACAGAGCAGACAUCCAGCACCUGAUGGUGAAUAAAGAAGAGGUUCCCUCUGAGGAGCAGCAGUGGAGCCCCCUUGUGGACCAGGAGGACCUAGAGCCCCCCCACAUUAAAGAGGAACAGGAGGAACCGUUGACCAAUCAGGAUGGACAGCAGCUUCAAGGACUGGGGGAGGCUGAUAUCAAGUUCACAUUGACUCCUGUCGCUGUGACGAGUGAAGAAGUUGAAGAGAAACUUAAAUCGUCAAAGUUUCAUCCCAGUGAGACGACGGAGAACAGAGCAGACUUUGGAGGACCAGAACAAGCCAGGAACUCCGGUCCUGAUGGACGUUUACAACCAGGUCCUGAGGACAAGACUGAAGACUCUUCUGAGACUGAAGUCAGUGAGGAUGAAUUGAUGGAGACCAGGGAAACUCAGACUGAUUUAAAUACAAGAAAUAACAAACAGCCUCUAAGUGAUAUGGGAUGUAAGACUGGAAAAAAAAUGUUUAGUUGCUGUGAGUGUGGUAAAAGAUUUAACCAUAGGUGCCGUCUCAAUACACAUAUGAGAAUUCAUACAGGAGAGAAACCGUUUAUUUGCCCUGAGUGUGGUAAAAGAUUUAACCGUAGGUGCCGUCUCAAUACACAUAUAAGGAUUCAUACAGGAGAGAAACCGUUUAUUUGCCCUCAGUGUGGUAAAAGAUUUAACCAUAGGUGCCUUCUCAAUACACACAUGAGGAUUCAUACAGGAGAGAAACCGUUUAGUUGCUCUGAGUGUGGUAAAGGAUUUAUCGAAAGGGGCACUCUACGUAAACAUAUGAGGAUUCAUACAGGAGAGAGACCGUUUAGUUGUUCUGAAUGUGGUAAAGGAUUUAUCGAAAGGAGCGGUCUAAAUACACAUAUGAGGAUUCAUACAGGAGAGAAACCGUUUAGCUGCUCUGAGUGUGGUAAAGCAUUUAUUCAAAGGGGCGUUCUAAAUAUACAUAUGAGGAUUCAUACAGGAGAGAAACCGUUUAGUUGCCCUGAGUGUGGUAAAAGAUUUAACAGAAGGUCAAAUCUAAAGACACACUUGAGGCGUCAUACAGGAGAGAAACCGUUUAGUUGCUUUGAGUGUGGUCAAACAUAUACCCAAAGGCGCACUCUAAAUACACAUAUGAGGAUUCAUACAGAAGAGAAACUGUUUAGUUGAUCUAAGUGUGGUAAAAGAUUUAAGAUUCUGUCCUACUGUACGAGACGUGAGGAUUCAUAAAGGAGAGAAGUGAUUCAAAUGCAACCUUUGCAUCAAAGUAUUUAUUAGGAACUAUGAGCAAAUAUUCAUAUUAUACAUAUUCAUAGUUCACUGUUUUAAAGGGGACAUAUUAUGAAAAUUCCACUUUUGUAGUGCUUCUACACGUUAAUUUGG